Vigna radiata var. radiata (mung bean) is the source of this 498-nucleotide messenger RNA. RefSeq names its product GDSL esterase/lipase At2g03980-like. Bases 1 to 498 code for a protein of 165 amino acids. Gene Ontology annotation, molecular function: hydrolase activity, acting on ester bonds. The record is from RefSeq and is a predicted model, not a curated record. NCBI's taxonomy places the organism in Eukaryota, Viridiplantae, Streptophyta, Magnoliopsida, Fabales, Fabaceae. The transcript has 5 exons.
AUGAUAACCUAUCAAUUAGCAUUCUUGGUCAAUGUCUCACAUUCUAAAAAGAAGAUUGUGCCAGUUUUGUACGUUUUUGGUGAUUCAACUGUAGACGCAGGAAAUAACAACAAUCUCAACACACUUGCCAAGGCAAAUGCAUUUCCCUAUGGCAUUGACUUCAAUAAUUGUUCCACAGGAAGGUUUAGCAAUGGAAAAACCUUUGCUGACCUUGUUGCUAUUAAAUUGGGUUUGCCAAUGCCACCUUCAUACUUGGGUGUGCCUAAGUCUGAGAGACACCAAGUAGUCACAGGAAUUAACUAUGCAUCAGGCUCUUGUGGAAUCUUGAAUUCAACUAGAUCAUAUCCAAAUGGAACCAAUAACAAUUUAAAUCCAGAAAAAUAUGCAGAUUACCUACUUGAACAACUAGCUUCACUUAUCAAGAAAAUUUAUGAUCUUGGAGCUCGAAAGUUUGUGAAAAGCCGCGUUUCCAGCGGGAUUGUCGCUGGAGAAGUUUGA